AGCUCUGCACGCACACGCGCUUCGCGAGGAGUCUGCGCAGUCGUCGACGAGAAACGUUUUGCCCCGCAAUUUCUACGCCUUACAGAACGCUAAGUUGCGGGCAAGUGCUGCCUGGCGGUAUGGGAAACAAGGUCGUCACUUUCACGGACGAGCAACUCGAGGAUUACCAGGACUGCACCUACUUUACAAGAAAAGAAAUUCUCAGGAUCCAGAAGCGCUUCCGAGAGCUGGACACCCAGCGGGUUCCCAUUGUCAUGACCGGGAACGAGGCUCACACCAUCGUCGUGCCCAUGGAGAAGAUCGAGAAGAUGUCCGAACUGAAGGAAAACCCGUUCAAGGAGCGUAUCUGCAAGGUGUUCUCGCACGACGGCAGCGGCAACAUGACCUUCGAUGAUUUUCUGGACAUGCUGUCCGUGUUCAGCGAACCGUCACCGCGCGAUGUCAAGGUCUUUUACGCAUUCCGCAUCUACGAUUACGACGAGGAUCAGAUGCUGGGCCCCGGAGACAUCGAGAAGGCUACGAUAGCGUUGACGCGCUCUGAACUGACACCCGACGAGGUGCAGAUCGUGGUCGAGAAGGUGCUCGAGGAGGCCGACAUGGACGACGACGGAAAGAUUUCCUUCACCGAAUUCGAACAUGUCAUCACCCGUGCACCCGAUUUUAUCAGCGCCUUUCACAUCAGAAUAUGAACGUCAUCGGGCGGUACAGCACGAAGACGCAGAUCUUCGCGAUUCCCCUUGCUUAGCCAAUAGAAGAACAUCAGCGAGAGAAGACAAACCACCUGAAAAGUCC
Messenger RNA from Dermacentor albipictus, 792 nucleotides. RefSeq names its product Calcium and integrin binding family member 2 (gene Cib2). Gene Ontology annotation, biological process: calcium ion homeostasis. NCBI's taxonomy places the organism in Eukaryota, Metazoa, Arthropoda, Arachnida, Ixodida, Ixodidae. Gene Ontology annotation, molecular function: calcium ion binding; magnesium ion binding. The record is from RefSeq and is a predicted model, not a curated record.